Daucus carota subsp. sativus is the source of this 1851-nucleotide messenger RNA. Its product is annotated as cyclic nucleotide-gated ion channel 2. Gene Ontology annotation, molecular function: protein binding. Lineage: Eukaryota; Viridiplantae; Streptophyta; Magnoliopsida; Apiales; Apiaceae. The record is from RefSeq and is a predicted model, not a curated record. The transcript has 8 exons. The coding region runs from base 1 to 1851 and encodes 616 amino acids.
AUGCACAGACGUACUCCAAUACGAGGAAAAACACCCUCCGUUCCCGUCCUCGAUCCCCGAACCCGAAAACUAAAAUUCCUAAACCGAUUCAGUGUUCUUGCUCGUGGCGCUUCCUUGGCCAUCGACCCUCUAUUCCUCUUUGCCAUAACAGCCUCCCCUGGUCCGAAACCAUGCAUUUAUAUUGACGGCACUAUGUUAUUAUUCGCCACCUUGUUACGCACUUUUGUCGAUUUAUUACAUGGCAUGCAUCUCUGGCUGAAGUUCAGGAUGGCUUACGUGGCCAAAGAGUCGCUGGUCAGCGGCAGCGGAGAGCUGGUGUGGGAUGCACGCGCCGUCGUGAAGAAGUAUGUUGGGUCGCUCAAGGGCUUUUGGUUCGACGUGUAUGUCAUAUUUCCGGUUCCGCAGGCUGUAUACUGGUUAAUAUUACCAAAACUACUAAAAGAAGGAAAGGUAGAAAGUGUAAUGACUAUAACUCAGACAAUCUUCUUGCUGCAAUUUUUUACUAAGCUGUACCACAGCUUCUACCUAAUGCGAGGAGUCAAGAAGGUCACAGGCUACAUUUUCGGCACUGCUUGGUGGGGUUUAAUCCUCAAUCUCAUCGCUUAUUUUCUUGCUUCACAUGUGUCAGGGGGGUUCUGGUAUAUACUGGCGAUGCAACGUGUUGCAGAAUGCCUGAAGAAACAAUGCCUUGAAAGCAAACAUUGUGAGACACUUUCUUGGACUUGUCCAAGAGAGAUUUGUUACAGCAGCUUUGCAAAUUUGUGUCUUGCCAAUUCCACCAUGAAGGCCAAUUUCUCGACCUGCAUGGACCAAAACGGAGAUUUUCCUUAUGGAAACUAUGCCUUUGUGCUGCCUCUCGUUAUUAAGAACUCUAACGUUGUCAAAAUUCUCUAUUCGGACCUCUGGGGACUCAUGUCUCUCAGCACUAUGGGCAGUAAUUUCACCCCUACGAGUCGGUCAAUUGAAGUGAUUUUUGCCAUAAUCAUGGUGCUGGCAGGCUUGGCACUCUUUACUUGUCUAAUCGGGAAUAUCCAGGUGUUUUUUUACUCUGUGACACCUAGACGGAGACAAAUGCAAUUGAGAUACAGAGACAUCAAGUGGUGGAUGGAACGGAGACAGCUACCACUGGAGCUGAGGGAAAGAGUCCGACUUUAUGAACUCGAGAGAUGGAAAAGUAUAGGUGGCCAAGAUGAGAUGCAACUCAUGAAAAAUAUGCCGGAUGGACUGAGAAGAGAUAUCAAGCGUUAUCUCUGCUUGGACUUGGUGAGAAAGGUACCACUGUUUGACAACUUGGAUGACCUUAUCCUCGACCACAUUUGUGACCGGGUUAUACCCAUGAUCUACUCUAAAGAUGAAAAGAUUCUGAAAGAAGGUGAACCAGUACAGCGCAUGGUGUUCAUCGUAAAAGGUUAUGUUCUGAGAAGGCAAAACAUCACAAAGGGCAUGGUAACAACCACUUUGAUUGAACCCGGUGGCUUCAUUGGAGAUGAACUCAUCUCCUGGUGCCUUCGUAUGCCAUUUGUAGAUCGUUUCCCGCCUUCAUCAGCAACAUUCACUUGCUUGGACCCUAUUGAGGCAUAUGGUCUUGAUUCUGAUCAGCUUCAAUAUAUAACAAAUCAUUUUCGUUACACAUUCUUACGUGGAGAACUUAAGUACAAAACAAGGUAUUACUCUUCAAAUUGGAGGUCAUGGGCUGCUGUCAAUAUACAAUUUGCCUGGAGACGAUACUUGCAGAGGACUCGAGGUAAUUCUAUGAAUCGUGGCACGGGUAAUGGUGGUAGCAGUGACCAGAAACUCCGCCACUAUGCUGCAAUGUUCAUGUCCCUGAGGCCUAAAGACCACCUCUACUAA